CUACGUCACGUUGUUCUGUCAACCUAAUCACUGAGUGGUCAAUGUUAGUGCAGAAUUUAAACGAAGGAAUAGUUUAGAUUAGAUAUACAGUUCCCCAUUUCUCUGUAUCUUAUCUAAUUGUGUAAGAACGUGUAACUUCACUUGAUAAAUUCGCGUAGUUUUUGUCUGUCACCCUAGUUUCAAAUUGACUCUUCAAAGAGAAUCUCGCAUUUUUUGUUUGAAAUUUGCGAAAAAAACAACUUUUUCUUUAACCAACGUCCUAAUAAACCAUCAACGCAUUACAUGCUACAAGUUUCAAAGUAAAUCAUAAAGUGACAGUUCGGUGAAUUAAAAAAAAGUGAUGGGUUUGCUAACUGAAGGAACACCUCUAACUUGGGAAGAAACGAAAAAAUUGGCCGAACACGUGCGUCAACACGGCAUUAUCCAGUUUAUAAACUUGUACAAGCGGCUGAAAGACCGGCAAGGAGAUGUCUUGAAAUGGGGCGACGAGGUGGAGUAUAUUCUUGUUAAGUUCAACGAUGAGAAAAAAGUGGCCAGAGUUAGCUUAAGGGCGGAUGAAAUCCUAACUGAAUUGAAUAAGAAAGAACUGGAAAACCCAGAGACCGUCAAGUCGCUGUGGAGGCCCGAAUAUGGGGCUUACAUGAUUGAGGGCACUCCUGGGAAGCCUUAUGGGGGCUUGUUGGCCCAUUUCAACAUUGUGGAAGCCAACAUGCGACACAGGAGGGAGGAAGCGUCGCAAUUGCUCAAAGCCGAUGAAUGCCUAAUGACCAUUACUAGUUUUCCCAGACUGGGCUGUCCGAACUUCACCGACCCUGCCACUAAACCAACACCGGAAGAGGGCGCCACCCGUUCGUUGUUUUUCCCCGACGAUGCGGUUUUUUCGGGCCAUCCCCGUUUUAAGACCUUGUCACGCAACAUUCGUCAAAGACGUGGUGAAAAAGUUGCCAUCAAUUUACCAAUCUACAGGGAUAAAAAUACACAAAUACCAGUGGACGAUUCCUACAAAUACUCUUCAGCCGCUUUGCCUGACCAUGUCUAUAUGGACGCGAUGGGCUUCGGUAUGGGAUGUUGCUGUUUGCAGCUGACUUUCCAAGCUUGCAACAUCACAGAAGCCAGGACUUUAUACGACCAAUUGACACCUCUGUGCCCAAUUAUGUUGGCUUUAACAGCAGCAUCACCUCUUCACCGCGGCUUUGUCACGGAUGUUGACUGUCGAUGGAACGUGAUUUCGUGUUCUGUUGAUUGUCGCACCAAGGAAGAACGCGGUUUAGCACCGCUCAAAAACGAUAAAUUUGUGAUAAAAAAGUCGCGUUAUGAUUCGAUUGAUUCGUAUCUGUCGCCACAAGGCGAGAAGUUCAAUGAUGUGCCCUUGAUAUACGAUCCCAAAAUAUACCAACAGUUGGUUGAUAAUGACAUUGACCAUUUGUUGGCUCAACAUAUUGCUCAUCUUUUUAUUAGAGACUCGGUAUCCCUGUUUUCGGAAAAAAUCAACCAAAACGAUGAAGAGGACACCGACCAUUUUGAGAAUAUACAGUCGACCAAUUGGCAAACUAUGCGCUUUAAACCGCCACCACCCAACUCAACUAUUGGUUGGAGGGUUGAGUUCAGACCUUGUGAAGUCCAAAUAACCGACUUCGAGAAUGCUGCCAUUGUUUGUUUUGUAGUUUUGUUAACACGUGUGAUUUUAUCCUACAAUUUGGACUUUCUAAUUCCGAUAAGCAGGGUGGACGAGAAUAUGCAAAACGCGCAAAAAAGGAACGCUUGCAUGGAACAAAAAUUCUGGUUUCGAAAGGAAGUUACGACUCAAAUUAGUCCACCGGAAGCCAAUGAGUGCUGUAAGAAGGGUACAACAAACUGUGAGCCUAAAAACUGUGAUGUUUACACUUGUAUGACUGUUAAUGAAAUUAUAAACGGAAAGGACGGCGAAUUUCCAGGUUUGAUUCCUUUAAUUAAUACGUAUUUAAGUGGAAUGGAUGUUGAUGCCGAUACUCAUUGUACAAUUCAACAGUAUUUGAAGUUUAUACAACGUCGAGCUUCAGGUGAAAUACUCACCACAGCUUCGUGGUUACGUAAAUUCGUCACUGAACAUCCUUCAUACAACAAAGAUUCGAAAGUAACAGAAGAGAUCAAUUACGAUUUGUUGCAAACAAUCAAAGGGAUCCAAUCUGGAGAACUGUCUUGUCCCGAAUUACUGGGUUACUCUACAAUGUCCAAAACAAAGGAAAAUAUUCCUUCAGCUUUGUCUUUGUCAAACUGUUAAAAACACGUUUGUUAAUCCGUACUUAAAAAUACACUCGAUGCAAAAUUAGGUAAACGUUAAACAUGAUGAAAAUAAAAUCACCAUUACUUUGUCGUCGGACAAGUUAUUAACGUCAUGUCAGAAUUUUUGCUGAUACUAAAGAUUGUGAAAAAAUCAAGUGCUAAUUUAACGGUUGUGAUGGUAUUAAAUGCCGAUUUACACUAUUGUUUACCGAAAAACUAUUUUUUUUUUAAGAAUUGCUUGCUUUCCCUUUACGGUAGUAGUUCCUUCGAUGACGAUCAGUGUUAAAAAAAAUUAUUAAAAUUUCAGACGCGAUGAUCCUUAUUAAAAUCUUGGUCUAGUUCCAUCGAACUUGUUGCUAAUUUUUUUUCAUAAUCCUUUAGUAUCACAGAAAGUACUUAACUUGCAAAUAACAGACUUGGUUAAUUGUAAAAUCUCGGCUAUCGCCUCGUCAGGUAUUUGCUUCGCAUCAGGCGUUAGUAACUAUUGAUUGAGUUUUAAUGUUAACUUUUGCAAUUUUUUUUUAUUAUGUAGAUUAUAGUAUAAAUACAUCUGAAAGCAUAACAGAGUAUAGUGUUGUUUCUGUUGUAUUGUCAGUAUUUAAAGAAGAGCAUUUAGGGUUUUUGAAAAAUAUUUAUAUGAUGAAAUCAUUUGUUGUGUCAAAAGUUUUUAAUAAAAAAAAAUAUUUUACUUA
Molecule: messenger RNA, 2954 nt
Organism: Tribolium castaneum (red flour beetle)
Lineage: Eukaryota; Metazoa; Arthropoda; Insecta; Coleoptera; Tenebrionidae
Gene: Gclc
Product: Glutamate-cysteine ligase catalytic subunit
Exons: 8
Coding region: 341-2260 (639 amino acids)
Biological process (GO): glutathione biosynthetic process
Cellular component (GO): glutamate-cysteine ligase complex
Molecular function (GO): glutamate-cysteine ligase activity
Source: RefSeq, a predicted model, not a curated record